GGCGCUUGGCCAAACUGACAUUGCAUGUGCGUGCCAGCCUCACGAGCGCUCACGGCUAAUUCUACACUUUGUUGGUCGUGACUCGUGGUAGUACGACCAUUUCAGGCACCUGUAAUGCUUGGGGGGUCCCGGUUCGGCAGAGAUCCAAGUGCGCUAAGCCCUAUGCCCGAGCUCUCAAGCGUCGCUACAACCCAGCAUAGUAGCGGACAAGACACGAUGCACUUGGGCAAAGCCUCGAGCCAUGAACGGAGCAGACCCCGCGGCUCACGGUGAAGUCAACGCAAACGAACAGCUGCCCACGCCCGCGCCCUCGCCCGAACCAGCCGAUGCGGCACCCCCGACCGCCCACGGCAACCAUGGAGCGAGCAUCGACGAGGCAUUGCACAGCAUGACGAAUGGCUCCAGGGACGAGGCCAACAGCGCCAUCGCCUCCAAUGCUACGAGCCGGACGCCAAGUGCACACGAAGACGCCAUCCUAUCCGACACUAGCGAGAAGAUCCGGCCCAUCAAGCGCCCUGGAGACGGGCGCAGAAGGAGCAGCGUGUCGGAGCACGACAAGAUGCUCAAGCUCAGCCCUCGCCAGAUCCACGAGCUCACCAGCGAGCCUGCGAGUAUUCCCGUGCGCGCGGCAACCCCAAUUCCAGAGGACGAGCUGGAGGAUGCAGCGCCACUCGAGGCAAUGGACAACCAGGGCGGCAACAAAAAACCCCAGCGACCCGUUCUGGGACCGCCUCUCGAGACCAAUGGCACAACACAUGAUGCACACAGGGACAAGGCCCCUAGAGGCCGGGAGCUGGCCCAGGACAAGGAGACACUUGUCAUCAAGGCCCCGUCUACCGAAUUGCGCAACGGUCGGCCAAUACCUCUAGCGCGCUCCGUCACAACGCCCGCCCUCGUGCGGAGAGCCACGUCGAGAUCGCGGUCGCGAACACACAACCAGCUGCAAGAGACAGAAGAGCGCAGGCAGAGUAGGCAUGUUCCUCCGCCCAUAGAGCUGCCGCACAAGGAGGCCAUGUCCAAGGGCCACGAACGCCACCGCGAGGCACGCGAGAUGCGUGACCACGUAUCGCCCACCCCAAUCGCUCUCCCGCUGCCACCAAUGUCAAUGCCUACAUUUCUAUCGCUCGAGCUCUCUGCCACCCGUCCCUCUCCGCUGUACAUUUACCGGCCUGCUACCUCCGAGUUCCCUUACGAAUCCUCCGAGAUCAAAUACGAGCGCUUGCUCAAUUUCUUGAGGAUACCAUUCAAGAUUGAAGGCAUCCUGGGAUUUGGCACCCUUGCUUGUUUGGAUGCCUGGAUGCACGUCUUGACCAUCCUACCCCUGCGGUUCCUGCUUGCCAUUGCCAUCUUGGUCAAGUGGUGGGGCUCCGUCAUUGUAAAGGAGUUUCGUGAUCUCUGGGCCUUUGUCUACAAUGGUCUGCCUCGUCUCUGGGAAAGGAGAAAGCAUGUCGAUGCACCUACACCGCACCCUACUCCGGCUGACGAAGAGCCACCGUCCAUGUCGCGGAAGUCGUCUUCAUCAACCGUUACUUCGGCCAACAGGCAGAAUCCCAGCGCUUCUACAAGCUUCAAGUUCCCAGACCUGAAAGACCUCAAAGCGCGCCGGCCUCGAAACUCGAGAUUCCGUCAUCGCCGCACAAAGUCGACGCCAUCUACGCUCCAGCCAAGCCACAAGGCGGAUAUACUCAAAGGCCUGCUCGUCGUUGCAAGCUGCUUCGUUCUCAUGCGAUUCGACGCAAGCCGCAUGUACCAUGGGAUCCGUGGACAGUCGGCUAUCAAGCUCUAUGUCAUUUACAACGUGCUUGAGGUGUGCGACCGCCUGUUGUCUGCAAUGGGUCAGGAUGUCCUCGAGUGUCUCUUUUCCCGUGAGACGCUUGAGCGCAAUGCCGACGGCAGAAGUAAAGUCCUUCGUCCGCUUGGCAUGUUCUCGCUCGCCCUUGUCUACACCGUGGCCCAUGCCACUGCUCUCUUUUACCAGGUCAUUACACUGAACGUGGCUGUAAACUCGUACUCGAACGCUCUUCUAACACUGUUGAUGUCUAACCAGUUUGUCGAGAUCAAGGGCACCGUGUUCAAAAAGUUUGAGAAGGAAAACCUCUUCCAGAUUACAUGCGCAGACAUUGUUGAGCGCUUCCAGCUGUGGCUCAUGCUUCUCAUCAUUGCUAUGCGUAACGUUGUCGAAGUAGGCGGUCUCAGCAUCCAGAGCAGUGAGACUUCCUGGACGGCAAUGUUUACGGGAUCUGCAAAUGCUUCGUCUGCAACCGCAUUCAAGGCCUCGAGCAUCAUUCCAAUGAGCUUCACCAUCUUUCCCAAGUACAUUGCUCAGGUGCUCAACCCAUUCUUGUUGGUGCUGGGCAGCGAGAUGUUUGUCGACUGGCUGAAGCAUGCGUACAUUACAAAGUUUAACCAGUACAAGCCCGAGGUGUACAGCAAGUUUUUCGACGUGCUAGCAAAGGACUAUUAUUCCAACGCCUUUGCCGAUGCAGACUUGACACGCAGACUAGGACUGCCCGUCAUACCACUUUCAUGUCUCUUUAUCCGCGCAGCCAUCCAAACCUACCACAUGUUCAUUGCGCUUCACAUGCCGCCACCUCUACACGCGACAUCCACUUCGCUCGCGUCCGAAGCCACCACUUCGUCGCCUGCUACGACGGCGGCCCUCGCCCACAUCGACCACGUAUUCCGGCGCGCACUGGGCCGCUCCUCAUUUGGCGCGGGCCUCCCUUCCAAAACCUGGUACGAGACAUUCUCCUACACGCUCGACGACGUCAUCGCCGCCUCGACGAUGCUCAUCGUGUUCCUCGUCGGCUACCUCGUCUUCCUCGCCCUCAAGCUCAUCCUCGGCAUGUUCCUGCUCUCCGUCAGCCGCAAGCGCUACAUCGGCAUGCAGGAGCGCGAAAAGAUGAGCGUCGAGACGGGCGGAAAACGCAUCGGCGGCUGGGGCGUCGUCGACGUCGAUGACGACAAAAGAAAAGUCAUUUACGAUGAUGAUGCUGAUGCGCUGAAACGUCUGCGUGAGAGAGAUGAGAAGGCGAGGAAGAAGGAGCUCGAGGAGAGGGAGAGAGGAACUAGCUUUGGCCAUGUUAGUCGGUAUGCUAUGGUUGCUAAGAGGAUUUGGUGAGGUGUGCAUUUGAGUAUUCUUGGGGGUUGACGUGUGUGUGUGUGUGUGUGUGUGUCAAGGGUGGGCCUUAUUUUUCGCAUGUAGACAUGAGGUAGAGAAAAGUGAAAUACUCGUCUUGCAUGAUUAGAUUUGAUCUACAAUUGUAUCAAUUAGUUUUACC
Messenger RNA from Exserohilum turcica Et28A, 3281 nucleotides. RefSeq lists its product as uncharacterized. The transcript is spliced from 2 exons. Gene Ontology annotation, cellular component: endoplasmic reticulum membrane. The record is from RefSeq and is a predicted model, not a curated record. Gene Ontology annotation, biological process: maintenance of protein localization in endoplasmic reticulum. NCBI's taxonomy places the organism in Eukaryota, Fungi, Ascomycota, Dothideomycetes, Pleosporales, Pleosporaceae. Bases 242 to 3121 code for a protein of 959 amino acids.